CGGGCUGCUGUCGCCGCGGGAGGCGGGAGGCGGGACGCGGAGCAAGGCCGACAGCUUGGUCGCUCCCGAGGCUCCUGGACGCCCGGGGCAGCGAGGGUGACCACCAUGAUCCCCUGGAUGCUCUUGGCCUGUGCGCUCCCUUGUGCGGCCGACCCUCUGCUUGGUGCCUUCGCUCGCAAGGAUUUCCAGAAGGGCUCCCCUCAACUUGUCUGCAGCCUACCUGGCCCCCAGGGUCCCCCCGGUCCCCCAGGAGCCCCAGGGCCCUCAGGAAUGGUGGGAAGGAUGGGCUUUCCCGGUAAAGACGGCCAGGAUGGCCAGGACGGGGACCGGGGGGACAGUGGAGAGGAAGGUCCACCUGGCCGGACAGGCAACCGGGGAAAGCCAGGACCAAAGGGCAAAGCUGGGGCCAUUGGGAAGGCUGGCCCUCGCGGCCCCAAAGGGGUGAGUGGUGCCCCAGGGAAGCACGGCACACCGGGCAAGAAGGGGCCCAAGGGCAAGAAGGGGGAGCCGGGCCUCCCGGGACCCUGCAGCUGCGGGAGUGGCCAGGCCAGGUCGGCCUUCUCGGUGGCGGUGACCAAGAGCUACCCACGGGAGCGGCUGCCCAUCAAGUUCGACAAGAUCCUGAUGAAUGAGGGCGGCCACUACAACGCAUCCAGCGGCAAGUUCAUCUGCAGUGUGCCGGGAAUCUACUACUUCACCUACGACAUCACGCUGGCCAACAAGCACCUGGCCAUCGGCCUGGUGCACAACGGCCAGUACCGCAUCCGGACCUUCGACGCCAACACGGGCAACCACGACGUGGCCUCGGGCUCCACCAUCCUGGCUCUCAAGCAGGGGGACGAGGUCUGGCUGCAGAUCUUCUACUCAGAGCAGAACGGGCUCUUCUAUGACCCUUACUGGACCGACAGCCUCUUCACAGGCUUUCUCAUCUACGCCGACCAGGACGACCCCAAUGAGGUGUAGACAGACCGGCGCUCCGUCUCCAGGGAGGGCACACACUCCUGGUCUGGCGCUUACAGAGCGAGACCCCUAAACUGUCUGCUGGGGCCGGGAGUCGGGGGCUUCUGGACUAAGGCCAACCUUCUCUGCCCCCUUUUUCUCCAUCAUUAAACCCAAGCUUUUUUAUUCAUCC
Molecule: messenger RNA, 1132 nt
Organism: Myotis myotis
Lineage: Eukaryota; Metazoa; Chordata; Mammalia; Chiroptera; Vespertilionidae
Gene: C1QTNF2
Product: C1q and TNF related 2
Exons: 3
Coding region: 106-963 (285 amino acids)
Molecular function (GO): protein binding
Source: RefSeq, a predicted model, not a curated record